CGCAAACCGGAUGUGGCGUAGAGCGAGGACGCUAAAGUUUUGAACCACUUUGAGCGGCGAAAUCACUGCUUUAUGUAACCAUGAGCAAUGACGAGGCCUCGUGGGAGAGGCUGGACAUGGAGUUUGAUCACGUCCUUCUGGACAUGAAACCAUAUGUCCUCAAACACCCAAACAAGACAGAGCGCCAGCGGUGCGCCGUAUGGGUAAAGAAGCUGUGUGACCCAGCAGCUUGUGGUUCUGGCCUCACGGGUCGGAAGAACCGAAACUUGUAUGCCCGUUUGCUCAUGCACAUGCUCAAGAGAGGAAUUCUGGAGAGGCCUUUCACCAACAAACCAGAGCCGGGAAUCCUUCAGACACUCCCUACCUACAUGUCGAUCUACUUUGAUGAGCCGUUGACCGUUCACCCUGUGGAGCAUAAUAAUAGAGAUCUGCCUGACUGGGUGGCAGGAGAGCUGGGGGGCUCCACUGAAGACAGUCUGGUCCUGGAGCUGCUCAAGGACAGGCUCAGUUCUGCACCUGCAGCAGCUCAUCGCAGGAGAAAACUGUUUGGAGAGCAGACCCCACCCCGACCCACGACAUCCAGUCCACUCAAGCAGCCGCUCAGACAAGAGGACACAACGGUGGAUGGCGGGCUGAAGGCGGAUCUGUCUCCCGAUGACAGUGACCUGGAGGCUCGUCUCAACAGCUGGAACCUGGGGAUUGAGAACCCCAGGUAUUUGCGAGAGAAUCCCAUUCCCCUGUCACCAAUUUUCAAGUCAAGCGUUGGAAGGAGGAGCACAUCGGACACUGAUCAGGGUCCACAACUCGUACAGUGCCAAGAGAGCGAAAUGAAGAUCAAGCUGCUGGAAGCCCAGCACCAAGAGGAGAAACUGAGAAUGCAGCAGAGACACGAUGCAGAUGUUGAGAAAAUUCUGGAUCGAAAAAACGGUGAGAUUGAAGAGAUGAAGAUCCAGUGGCGGGCCAAGCAUAAAGAAGCGGAGGAGACGAUCCAUAAGCUGGAGAGGAAAGUUCAAAGUGUGCUGCGGGAAUCCCAAGUCAUCCGCGAGAGCAAAGACAAGCAGAUUUCAGAGCUGAAGAAGAUGUCCAAUCAGAGCACGGACUCUUUAAAAAACGAGUGGGAGAAGAAGCUGCAUGUCGCUGUGGCAGAGCUGGAGCAGGAGAAGUUUGAACUGCAGAAGAAGCACACCAAGAACAUCCAGGAGCUGCUGGAGGACACCAACGUCCGACUGGCCAAGAUGGAGUCUGACUACAGCGCGCGGUCACAGGCGUCUGAGCAAACGCUUCGUGAGCUGGAGCUGCGGGUGAAGCAGCAGUCGGCGGAGGUGGAGAAAGGCGACGCGCUGCGUCAGAAAGUGACUCAGGAGAAGGCCCAGCUGGAGAUCCAGAUCGCGUCCAUCAGUGUUGAACUGCAGGAGGCGAACAGACGGGUCCUGAUGCUGCAGAAAGAGAAACGGCUACAAACAGAGCUGCAUGAGAAAACCAUGCAUCAGCUCCAAGUCGCCCACGAGGCCAACCUGAGCCACUUCAAUCAGGAGCACUCCCUGUCUGCCGCCAAGGCCUCUGAGGUUAUCGGUGACUUUGAGAAAACUGUGGCUCAGCUGAAACUGCAGCUUCAGGAGAGCGAACAUCAACACCAACAGCAAAUCAGAGAUCAGGAGAUGUUGUUUCAGCAGCAAAAAGAUGAACUGCAGACCAGCUGUGAGAAAAAGGUUUUAGCUCUUCACAGUGAGGCAGAGAAAGAGAGGACUGAAUCCAAGAGGAAGAUCGCUAAGCUGGAAGAUACAGUCAGGGAGAUGGGGGCCCAGCUGGACCGAGCCGUGGACAGCCAGCGACAGCAGAUCCAGCAGGCGGACGCGGCGCUGGAGCAGUUAAAGAAGCAGAUGGAGAAAGUGGAGGAGGACCUGAUGUGCUCCAAGUCCCUCCGGGAGAAACAGGCCAAAGAGUUUUCUCAACAGCUCGACGCACUCAGACGGAAAUACGAGCAGCAGAUGGCUGAGCAGCGCACGCAGCACGAGCAGGAGAGGACGCGGCUACAACAGCAGCACAGUGCGGAGAAGGACAGCCUGGUCCAGGAGCGCCAGCGGGAGGUGGACGGCCGGGAGAGGCAGGCCCGGGCCGCCCAGCGGCAGCACCAGGAGCGGAGGGAGCGUGAUGCCCAGACAAUCUCAGGUUUGGAAAGCCAGCUGUCGAGGCUGCGUGAGGAUCUCCAGCAGGCCCGGGCCCAUCACAAGCAGCAGCUGGCCGACAUGGCGGCGCUCCAGGAGGAGGAAAAGCAAAGAGCGGCCCUGGAAAAGGAAGCAUCCCUGGAACGGCUCUGCGCCGACAUGGAGAGAAUUCACAGCAACCUCGAGAGAAGCCACCAGCAGGAGAAGAAUGCUAUUCACGAGAAGACCAACAGCAGGCUGAAGCAGAUUGAGAAGGAGUACAGUCAGAAGCUUGCCAAGUCGGCGCAGCUAAUUGCGGAAUUACAAACCGCUGCAUGCGAUUCAAAGGAGGAAGUGGUUCGUCUGAAGCAAGCAAUGGAGAAGCACCUUGAGGACGCCACUGUCCGCUGGGAGGAGGAGCGGAGGACACUGACUCAGCAUGCUGAUCGGACCAACAAGGCUCUGCAGGAAAAGGUGGAAACUCUACAGAGGCAGCUGCACAGCUCCGAGAAGAAGCUGCUCAGCAAAGAGCUGGAGACCGAAGAGAGGCUGACCGGGGUGCACCAGGAGUACCAGGAGCGGAUCAAGGGUCUGAUGCCAGCUGAAGUCCGACAGGACCUCGAGGACACCAUCGCCUCACUGAAGGCUCAGGUUAACUUCCUCCAGAAGCGAGCCUCUUUGCUGCAGGAAGACCUGGAUGCCUUUCGCAGCAGGAGGUAACGGCGGGCGAGCCUCACCUUCCUCCUGCACCGCGACACAAAGGACCAAACCUCCACCCAGAUGUGAGCAUUACUGACUGUUACCAGUGCUUCACUCAUCCGCUCAUACCACCGUGGACCAGUUGUUUGUUACAUUGAUGUCCCGAAGAAUAUUUAUUCAUUGUCAGAUUUUAGUUUUCCUCUGUUCUAAAAUAACAUUUUUAUGUUCCCAACUUGUUUUCCUGAUUUUUUUUUAUAUAUUUUGACAUCGUUAAUGGUUAUUAUUCUUCCUGAUGUCUAGU
Messenger RNA from Salarias fasciatus (jewelled blenny), 3144 nucleotides. It is a transcript of the gene cep112, whose product is annotated as centrosomal protein 112. The record is from RefSeq and is a predicted model, not a curated record. The coding region runs from base 81 to 2864 and encodes 927 amino acids. The transcript has 27 exons. NCBI's taxonomy places the organism in Eukaryota, Metazoa, Chordata, Actinopteri, Blenniiformes, Blenniidae.